Messenger RNA from Closterium sp. NIES-65, 834 nucleotides. Lineage: Eukaryota; Viridiplantae; Streptophyta; Zygnematophyceae; Desmidiales; Closteriaceae. The record is from the annotation of a GenBank genome assembly.
AUGAAGCAAGUUUUAGGCACGGUCAUCUCGAAAGAGCGGCACGGGUUCCUUCCAGGCAGGCGGCUCUCGGACGCGGUGUCGACAGUUGCGGAUAUGAUAGAAGCUGCCAGCAACAACAGGGAAGACUGGUACCUGCUGAUGAUCGAUUUUCAGAAGGCAUUCGACUCUGUGUCGCGGUCGUUCCUGUUUGACACGAUGGCGCUGAUGGGAUUCCCGAGCAAGUUCAUUCGGUGGUGCGAGGGGCUGCAUGAUGGUUCCUUCACUUGUCUGCUGGUGAACGGGUGGCUGGGAGACCGGGAGGCAAAGCGCAGGAAAUUAGGCAUCGGUGAUGACCACGGCGACAGAUUGGCUUACCUCGGUUACGCGGAUGACACGUCGCUUGUGUUGAAAGGAAAGAGGCAGAUUGAGAAAGCGGAGGAGCUGCUGGAGGAGUUUGGAGCUCGGUCCGACCUCCGCGUCAACAAGGACAAGUCGGCGCUACUCCCACUGGGGGCUAACCUGAAAGAGACGAGGAACGAGGGAUUAGACUUCGUAUGGGUGAACCCAAAAGAUGCGGAGAGACUUCUAGGUGUCUGGGUCUCCCCUUCUGGAAGCGCAGAAGUUACCUGGGAUAAGGCGCUGGCCAGGGCGGCGGAGGAGCUUGUGAAGUGGCAAUCGCACCACUUAACCACGACGGCGAGGGUGGCGGUUGUUAAUGCCUACGUCUGCCCAAUCCUGGCGUUUCAAGGGCAGGUUUAUCCUUCGUCAGAGAGCGUGUGGAAGCGGAUCAUGAAGCUGCUGGUCAAUUUCAUCUCCGGCAACAAAGCGUCGACGGAGCGGCACUUCACGCUCUGA